UUUCCGGAGUAUCUGCUCAAUUGAAGCCAGGCAGCAUGCUAGCAAACUUCGCCGGUGAUCAAUCUAAAACUCAAUUUUUCUAGUGCUUCAGUGGAAAGAUGUGUUUUCUCUAAAGUGAGAAAGGUGGGAUAGGGCAACUGUUUUUGUCCCUUCAGAGCAUAGCGGAGAAGCAGUGCAAGAUGAUAGAACCAGAACUCUUGACAGAGGUACCCGCUGCAUUGAAACGUCUCGCCAAGAUGGUGGUGAGGGGUUUCUAUGGAGUGGAGCACGCCUUGGCCCUGGAUGUGCUCAUUCGCAACCCGUGUGUCCGUGAAGAGGACAUGCUGGAGCUUCUGAAGUUUGACCGAAAGCAACUGCGCUCCAUACUCAACACGCUGAAAGCUGACAAGUUUGUCAAGUGUCGUAUGAGAGUGGAGACGGCCCCGGAUGGCAAAACGACUCGACACAACUACUAUUUCAUCAAUUACAGGGUCCUCGUGAACGUGGUCAAGUACAAACUGGAUCACAUGAGACGGCGUAUAGAGACUGAUGAACGCGACUCCACCAACCGUGCGUCAUUUCGAUGUCCCUGCUGCUUCUCCACUUUCACUGAUCUAGAAGCCAAUCAGCUGUUUGACCCCAUGACAGGUACAUUCCAUUGCACAUUCUGUCAGACGGAGGUGGAAGAGGAUGAGUCUGUAUGCCCUGAUGCCAGGACACUGGUGGCCCGAUUUAAUGAACAGAUUGAGCCCAUCUAUGUACUGCUGCGCGAGACCGAGGAUGUGAAUUUGGCUCAUGAGCUGCUGGAACCUGAGCCCACAGAGAUCCCUGCCCUCAAGCAGAGCCGGGAACGCAAUGCGCUGGCUGCUGCGAACGCUGCGAGUGGUCCCCACCGGGAAGCCUGGUCCAACAAAGGCUCGACCUACGCUGACCUUUACACCCAAAAUGUUGUUAUCAAUAUGGAGGAUCGGGAUGACCCACAGAAGCAAGCCAGUGAGGGCACAGGAUUGAAGGAGAGGCCCGUCUGGUUGACUCAGAGCACGGUGGAGGGUGCUUACAACGAGACGGACAUGCUGAAGAAUCGGGGAGACAUUGCGACCGGGAUCCAGGAUGGCGCAAGUCACCCAGGUGCCGGCCAGCCAGAUGAGAACGAAGAGGUGAUGCGAGCCCUGCUCAUCCAUGAGAAGCGAGCCGUGGCGGGACCCGGUGGAGGCGGAGCAAAUGCUGCCGCCAGAGGGCUCGCGUCCGCCUCGGCAAACGCCAGCGACUCGGAGAGCGACACGAGUGAAUCCGACGAGGAGGCGCCCACUGCUCCUCCCCCUCACGUAGCCGCCGCCGCCGCUCCUCGGCGUGUCGAAGAGGAGGAUGACGACGACUUUGAGGAGGUGGGAGAUGAGCCCACAGUGAUGGUGGCAGGCCGGCCGUUCUCUUAUGGAGAGGUGAGCCAGAGGCCAGAGCUGGUAGAGCAGAUGUCUGCACAGGAGAAAGAAGCCUACAUUGAAAUGGGCCAAAAACUCUUUCAAGACAUGUACUUUUGAAAACUCAUCCCAUUUUUUCUUUUUAAUAACAUUUACCGCUGCCCCUUUAUACUCCGGGCCCGGACUCACCGACCAACACUCAGCUUCCCAAGCAAUUGCAUUCGAUGUUCUUUGAAUGAACAAAGCGGACACACGCAGUGUUGCCUCAGAGGUCACUCUGAAUAGUGUUCAUUCCUGAGUAUGUUCUACAGCUUGCAAGCUCGCUAUCUACAUUUUGUGCCAAUGUUUUUUUUUUUUUUUUUUUUUUAUCAGCUGUGAGUUUCAGCAGCUGUUGUCUUUUUUUCUCAAGACAGAAAUCGGUCUCAAGUAUGCUACAUAGUGGGUCUAUGAAGAAUCAAACCGUACUGAAAGGUUCAACAGUUGCUCAAUAUAAAGAGCAUUGUAUCAUGACAUUUCAGUCUGAAAUACAUUUUCCUCUCUUGCAACCAA
Syngnathus typhle (broad-nosed pipefish) is the source of this 1946-nucleotide messenger RNA. It is a transcript of the gene gtf2e1, whose product is annotated as general transcription factor IIE, polypeptide 1, alpha. Gene Ontology annotation, biological process: transcription initiation at RNA polymerase II promoter; transcription open complex formation at RNA polymerase II promoter. The transcript has 6 exons. NCBI's taxonomy places the organism in Eukaryota, Metazoa, Chordata, Actinopteri, Syngnathiformes, Syngnathidae. The record is from RefSeq and is a predicted model, not a curated record. Bases 180 to 1517 code for a protein of 445 amino acids. Gene Ontology annotation, cellular component: transcription factor TFIIE complex.